AUGAAUUAUGAGAAUUAUGAGAGGUGGCUUAAAACGCAGUUAUUACCAAACCUACCACCUAAUUCUGUUGUGGUAGUUGACAAUGCCUCCUAUCACAACAAACAAUAUAAUCUAGCACCUAUAUCAAAUGCUAAAAAAGCGGAUAUGCAGGCCUGGCUUACUGAAAAAGGAAUCAUGUAUGACAAAGCGUAUCUAAAGCCCCAAUUAUACAAUUUAAUAAAAGCCAACAAAGAUAGAUUCAAAACAUUCUCCAUUAACCAAAUCCUAGUAGAAAAUAAACAUCAAAUACUGAGACUACCUCCAUACCACCCAGACCUAAACCCAAUUGAAAUGGCGUGGUCAACCAUCAAACAAUACGUUGCAAGCAAAAACGUGACUUGGAACCUUAAUAAAUGUACAGAACUUAUAAAAGAAAAAGUUGCACAAAUGGGUGAACGGGAGUGGCAAAUUUUAUGCCAAAAAGUAAAAAAUAUAGAAGAAGAAUACGCAAAGAGCGAUCAUGUCGUUGAUAUGAUGACGGAACAAUUUAUUAUUCACGUCGAUGAAGAGAGCUCGGAAAAUGAUACCGAUUCUGAUGGUGCCAACGAUGACAGCACUGACGCGUGUAGUCCCGAGCCCGGGCCCUCAACAAGUAAAAGACUUUGUACAAUAGAAGGCGUGCAUCCGUUAUAA
Molecule: messenger RNA, 672 nt
Organism: Melitaea cinxia (Glanville fritillary)
Lineage: Eukaryota; Metazoa; Arthropoda; Insecta; Lepidoptera; Nymphalidae
Exons: 1
Coding region: 1-672 (223 amino acids)
Molecular function (GO): nucleic acid binding
Source: RefSeq, a predicted model, not a curated record